UCAGUAACUCGGUAACGAAGUUAUUGAAAGUACACAAACUCACAGAUCAGAAGGACUAUGUUUAGUGUAUAAAAUUUUGUGUUAUUUGUUUUCUUUCAGUAUAUUUAUUUUCUUAAAUCAUGUUAAGCCUUUUUAUGUAUAUAUUUGAAGUGAAAAAAGAAUUAUUAGUGGGAUUUUCCAUUACUUUAAUAUACAUAACCUACUAUCUUGUCGAGGCAGUCAAGAAACCGAUACUGAUAUGUCGUAAGGGCGACUUCCGACAAUUCCUGGAGGAGAACGUGCCGCUGCUGGACGAGCACUACUGGCCGACGCCGUGGUGCGUGGAGUCGCGGCUGCAGACCGUGCUGGGGUCGGUGCUGCGGUCGCGGCUGCUGCCCGCGCAGCGCUACCGGCGCGAGGUGCUGCGGCUGUCGGACGGCGGGCAGGUGGCGCUCGACUGGGCGGAGCCCGGGCCCGCGGGCGGCGGCGCGGCGCCCGUGCUGCUCGUGCUGCCCGGGCUCACGGGCGGCGCGGACGCGGACUACGCGCGCUGCCUGGUGGCCGCCGCCGCCGCGCUGGGCGCGCGCUGCGUCGUGUUCAGCAACCGCGGGCUGGGCGGGCUGCCGCUCACCACGCCGCGCCUCUACUGCGCGCUCAGCCACGCCGACCUGGCCGAGGUGGUGCGGGCGCUGCGCGCGCGCGCCGACACGGGCCCGCUGCUGGCGGCCGGCGUGUCGCUGGGCGGGCUCAUCCUGGGCCACUACCUGGCCGAGCACGGGGAGCGCGCCGCGCUGCAGGCCGCGCUGGUGGUCUCGUCGCCGCUGGACGUGGUGCGCGGCGCGGAGUGCAUCGACCGGCCGCCGCUGAACGCGCUGCUCUCGUACCACAUGGCGCGCAGCCUGCGCCGCACGGUGGACGCGCACCGCGUGCUGCGCGCCGCCGCGCUCGACUGGGACGCCGUGCACCGCAGCCGCUCCGUGCGCCAGUUCGACGCCGCCUUCACCACCAAGCACUUCGGGUUCGGCUCGGUGGAGGCGUACUACCGCGCGGCGUCGCUCGGCGACAAGCUGCAGCGCGUGCGCGUGCCGCUGCUGUGCCUGUGCGCGGCGGACGACCCGUUCCAGCCGCUGGCGGUGAUGCCGCUGCGGGAGGCGGCGGCCAGCGCGCGCGUGGCGCUGGCGGUGACGGCGCGCGGCGGCCACAUCGGGUUCCUGGAGGGCUGGUGGCCGGCCGGGCCGCCGCGCGCGCAGUACAUCGCGCGGCUCGCCACGCAGUACUUCGCCGCGCUGCUGCGCCGCCCCGACCUGCAGCACGCCGCCACCUCCGCCUGACCCGCGCCCCCGCCCCCCUCCCGCCCCCGUCCCCUUCGCUCUCUCCUCGCUGUCGCCCGCCCCCGCGUGCCCUCUUGUACACCGUCGCUUUCUUCCUUCGUUCAAAUCGAUUCAUGCGCAAAAUAUUCUCUCACACGUGUCGUCCAUGUGACAUAAACUAUAUGUGGGUCGAUCCGCAUAUAUUGUCUACUGCGAUCCAAUCCAUUCCUACAGAACAUUUCUUUGAGGCUAAACGUGUCCCACAUUGUGUUAUAACGUAGUAUAAUCUAUAGUCUGUUUUUGUCAUCUCAGAGACAAAUUUGACAUUACGAUGUUGCCAGCUUCUUGCGAUUAUUAAGUAGUGUUGUGUCACUGUAGGAAAUAAGUUUAAUUUAGAUUUAACUUUAAGUACCUAUUUUUAUAGGUGAUUCAGAAAUAAUAUGUUAGUGUUUUAAUUAAAAUUAAUUAACACAAUUUUCUAAAUUACAUUAAUUCAUUUUACUUACCUACUUCAAUACCGUUAAAAAAUACUACGAAACUACAAUUGUAAACACUGGUAUAGUUAUGUAAAUGUUUAAAAUAUAUUGUGGAAACUACGUAGAUAACUUUGAAACUAAUCGUAUAAAAUGUAAAAAUUACUAUUUAUAAUUACAGCUUUGCCCCGCUAUAGCUGGUAACAUUAUUUGAUAAUUUGACAUUAACACCUGUCAAUUUAGUGGCCGAGAUUGAAAAAGAGACUAUAGAGCAAAACCGACAUAGUAUUAUAAAUCACUGUGGCCUAUAGCCUGUCACUAUGGGCGGAGUGAGUUGAGUGAGAGCACGUCUCUACGCUCGCAUCAACAAUACAAUGCAAUUAUUUUUACAUUGAAUCAGGUGGUGGUGCACUGCUACUUCGCUUAUAGUUCAGGGCUUCCAACAACCGUGCGACGUCGCGUGUCGAUGCGACCGAGACGAGACAGCGCCAGCGCCAGCGCCGGGCCCAUUAACAAUAGAGUUUUUCUGUUAACCUAUUCUAUUGUAGUAAUAGAAUUAGUAUUUGUGUGGGCUGGGUUGAGGGACGUCGCAAAAAAAUAGCAAAGUCCCAAGGGCGUCACAAUACGAAUAAGUUUGGGAAGCCCUGUUAUAGUUAAUAUAUGUAUGUAGCUGUAGCUGUCUGUAUACUGAUUAAUGAUCUCGCUGUACGACCCACCUGAGAUCAGGUACAACUUAUACUUUAAGAAAUUAUUAUUAUUUAUACGUUGUAUACUUUAUCUAUUUACAUACAAUUGUGAUAUAUAAUGUAGUUAAAUUGAAUUGAAACGAUGUCUAACAUGUGAAAGGUGCUUGCACUGUAGUGCUCGCAGGUCCCUGCACAGGGACGGGCCCCGCACAUGGAUGGGCCCGGGGCGACUCCCAACGACGGGGCCCAUAUACUACAUCUACUUACAAUUUCAUAUUGUUUGUAUGGAAUCGGUGCAGUUUGAGGAAGUUCUAUUCUCAAACCGACCACAGAUUGUCUGGACGAUGUCGCAGCCGGUCCUAACGGCCGUGAUGGUGAUGAUGAUGUGGUCCCUAUGACGAGCAGUGAUCACACGACCUGGUCUUUCCACCAGGACCAGCAGUGUGAGUGAUCCUCGGAACAUAAGGAUGUUAUUUUAUGUGCAGGCAUUUUGUUGACAUAUACAUAUAGUACGUACGUACAUGUUAUUGUAGAAAUUGCGGUUAAACCACACGUUGAGUAUUAUUGUACGUGACAUUUGAACGACGACCAGUAGUAUGUAUAUCUUCCUUAUAUAUAAAAAUUACGUGUCAAGUUGUUUGUCCGCGAUGGACUCCUAAACUACUGAACCGAUUGCAAAUUUGAUUUGCACAUUGUGUGCAAUUUAAACCUACUUGAAAAAUAGGAUAGGAUAGCUUACAUCUCAAUUUAUAGUCGCAAUAUUAUUUUUAUAUAUUAAGAAACUGUUAGCCACAGCAACGCACGGCCGGGUCUGCUAGUAUAUAUAUAGAUACUGAUCUCCGUCGGUACAUCGGAGGAAUUAAUGUUUAAAUGUAUAUGAAUUUUUGAUAUUUUAUUUUUUUAUAAACUUAUUGAUCUACAUUCUAUCAUAAUUUAUAUUAGGAUUUACUUUAUAAAAAAUCUAACGCCAAACCGUAGAAUUUUCGCUUUGUAUAACCUUAGUAAAACUAUUGCGUUGAAAUCUUGCUCUGACUUGUGUGACCACGUCACCACGACUUUGGGGUCAGUCAUGGUCAGGUCAGGUCAUGAUGAAUACACGGCUACAUCCUCCGAUGUUGCUUUACUAUUUCACUAUUUAAUUGAUUAAUUACACACAUAUGAAUGUAUAUGACGUUUAAAUUCUGUGGCCAGUCCAGUCCCUGAUGUCUGGCACACGUGGCAGGACCGCCUGAUUACCACCCAUGGACAUUGUAUGAUGGUAUUCUUUAAUAGACUCGUCCAAUUCCAACAGGCUAUUAUAUACACGAUACAUUGGAGAUGAUAUAUCUCUCGGGCCUAUAAAAAUAUUAAUUUUUAUACUCGUAAUUCGUACACCACUGUUGCCGAAUUAAAAUUAGUGAGUGAUAGGUACAAAAUCUUUUGUAGUAGCUAUAGUUACUACUGAUUUAGUCAAUUUUAUGAUGAAGUGCGAUCCGGAGCGACUUGCGUCGCGCGCCGUCGGUACGUCGCGUACGGCGGCGGCCACUCACGACGCCUCCCACCUCGCGCUGCCUACGAGUUCCGAAUUCAACUCCAUAGCUAGUGGACAAGUUACAAUCACAUAUCGUUCUGGCCGUUUGUUUGUGGGGGGUGAGUUGUACCGAGCCGAGCCAAUACGAACAGGUGUCGAAUAAGUAGAUGUUUGAAGCCGCACUGGGCCUCCCAUUCUGUAAAGUUAUUUCAAAAUUUAGAGAACGACACUACAUAAUCGGCCCCAACUAUUAUUUAAUUAAUGCUAAUUAUUAAAAACUAUUGUUGUUAUAUAUUAUAACGUUUCUAUGAUAACAUUUAUUUACAAAUAUAUUUAUAGUAUAUCUACAUACAUUGCUUGUAGGUAUGUAUUACAUAUAGGUAUAUUGUUUUGUUGUAACAUUAUGUUAAUGAUAUCCAAUAUUCUAUUGUGUUGUAAGAAUUUCUUAUAUACUGUUAUUAUUGUUGUUGUCGCCACUGUCGUUGCUGUCCGUACGGGUGGGUACAUAUGGAAGUACCUACAUUUGUACCCAUGAAGUUCCAAUAAUGAAGUGUACACUAGACUACGGAUAUAAAUCAGUGUCUCAGACGAACAGAUACAUUAUUUAUUAAUUUGUAAUAAAAAGGGUAUAAGAACUCGUUAUAAAAAGUACUGAAGAUAUGUGAAAACUUUUUCAGAUCUAAUAGUACAAUUUAAUUAUGUAUAAAUAAUAAUACUAUUAUAUGGAACAUCUUACAGACAGCAACGAUAUGUUCGCGUUGUAAGUAUAUAAUUCUCGUUAACUGACAAAUUUUGAACGUACAAACGUGUGGGCCUUACACUCGUAUGUAACAUACUAAUAUAUAUUUUGUAAACAAAAUAAAGUUGUUGUUUUGUUUCAUGUUUAAUAUGUUGUUGAUACAGUUAUACUCGAUUUUAUGUAAGUGCAGAUUCACAAAAUUAUCAACAUUAUUACAUGUUUACUAUAGUUUAUGGUCCAGGUCCAUACAGGACACCUGAGCAUGUUGUUGUGCACCUCGGUGCAGUGUGGUGUGCAAAAAGCACACAUUCACUUACAAGUGUGGUCCGCAACACUAUGUCGAUGUAAUUAGGUACUAUUAUAUAUAAUAUAGCGUAGUUAGAUUAAGAUGCCAGGCAUUUUUGUGUGAUAAUAGUAUUUACCACAAAUUGUGUGUAGAGUGACACUAUUUGCUUUUUGUAUUAUUUCUAAGAAUGCACGUUCGGGAUGACAAUUUUAUAUCCCGAUUUUUAUAGGCCUUAAUGGAUUACGUAAACGUUAAUAAUUGUUGAUGUGACGAAACGCUUGUUGCUACGAUUGGGACCGCUAAUGAUUUGUGUACAAGUAACGCAAAUACAGUAAUUACUCGGGAAAUUCAUGUUAAUGAAUACAUUAUGUGUAGUCAAAAG
Molecule: messenger RNA, 5365 nt
Organism: Achroia grisella
Lineage: Eukaryota; Metazoa; Arthropoda; Insecta; Lepidoptera; Pyralidae
Gene: Hydr1
Product: phospholipase ABHD3
Exons: 2
Coding region: 120-1310 (396 amino acids)
Biological process (GO): medium-chain fatty acid catabolic process; medium-chain fatty acid biosynthetic process
Molecular function (GO): monoacylglycerol lipase activity; acetylesterase activity
Source: RefSeq, a predicted model, not a curated record